Paramisgurnus dabryanus is the source of this 2157-nucleotide messenger RNA. It is a transcript of the gene fkbp10a, whose product is annotated as FKBP prolyl isomerase 10a. Lineage: Eukaryota; Metazoa; Chordata; Actinopteri; Cypriniformes; Cobitidae. The record is from RefSeq and is a predicted model, not a curated record. Gene Ontology annotation, cellular component: endoplasmic reticulum. Gene Ontology annotation, molecular function: calcium ion binding; peptidyl-prolyl cis-trans isomerase activity.
CGUGACUCUCCGUUAAUUCUGACACGCAACAGAUACACAUACGUGUGCAUCAGUUGUCCAAAUGCACUUUCUGCACAUUUGCACAAACUUUUAUUGCAACAUGACAGUUACUUAAAGCUUAAAGCAUUUUAAUGGUUGUUUGUUAGGUGAACUGUUUAAUAUUUUCAACUAUUUCAUGAAACGCAUUAACGGUUACAGUUAACGUUAGGUCAAUGGAGUCGGUCUCGUUUACUCUCGUCUUCCUCUCGGUUGUCCAUGUCGUUUGGUCUCAGUUAGAGGAUGUGAUUAUUGAUCGAUACUCGAUACCGAGGCACUGUCCGAGAGAGGUUCAGAUCGGAGAUUUUGUUCGGUAUCACUAUAACGGAACAUUCACUGACGGACGAAAGUUUGACUCGAGUCUGGAUAAAGGCUUUCCAUUUGUGGGCCAGGUUGGUGUGGACUCUAAAGUCAUUCCUGGCCUGGAUAAAGGACUCCUGGGAACGUGUGUAAACGAGCGGAGAAAGAUUACUGUGCCGUCUCUCCUGGCUUAUGGAGUUUUGGGAGCAGGUUCUGUUAUCCCACCUGACACAACACUAGUGUUUGAUGUCCUUUUGCUGGAUUUGUGGAAUAAAGCAGACACAGUUCAAAUACGAGUACUGCACAGACCACAGAAGUGCAAGCGAGCAGUGACCUCCACUGAUUUCGUCCGAUAUCAUUACAAUGGAUCACUGCUGGUGGGAACCUUGUUUGGCUCCAGCCAUCAUCUAAAAUCAACAUAUGACACGUAUGUUGGACAGGGCAAUCUGAUCAAGGGCAUGGAGGAAGGCAUUCUGGGCAUGUGUAUUGGGGAGAGGCGAUCAGUUAUUAUCCCACCUUUUCUGGCUUAUGACAGCAAAGGAUAUGGUACAAAGGUUCCUCCACAUGCGACAGUAAUUUUUGAUGUGUUACUGGUGGACGUGUUUAAUGUGAAGGAUGAUGUGACGAUUGAAGUCGAAGAGAUUCCUCAGCCGUGCAGGAGAAGAGCAGCUGUAGGAGAUUUCGUCCGGUACCACUAUAAUGGGACAUUUCAGGAUGGGACUCUCUUUGAUUCUAGUUACUCUCGUAACAGCACUUACAACACGUUUAUUGGUAAGGGUUAUGUGAUUCAUGGCAUGGAUAAAGCCCUACAGGGUGUAUGUGUGGGUGAGCGGAGACGUGUGACUGUGCCACCUCAUCUGGGCUAUGGAGAAAACGGAACAGGUGAAUUGAUUCCUGGAUCUGCAGUUCUCAUCUUUAGCGUUCACAUCAUUGACAUUCACAAUCCUAAAGACGGACUGGACAUCAAAGUGACGUACAAACCUGUAGACUGCAACCUGACAAGUGCUGUGAAUGACAUGAUUCUGUACCGGUACAACUGCUCUAUGAUGGAUGGCACAAGACUUUACUCCUCAGAUGAUUACCCAGAACCGCCUCGUGUGACGCUUGGUCAGGGGAAGUUGAUCUCUGGUCUGGAUGAAGGUCUACAGGGCAUGUGUGUGUUAGAGAGGAGAGAGAUCAUUGUACCACCUCACCUCGCACACGGCACCAACGGAGGCUCAGGGGUUCCCAGCAGUGCCGUGUUGCUCUUUGAACUGGAGUUACUGGAGUUGCAGCGGGGCGUUCCUGAUGGUUUUCUGUUCAUCUGGCUGCAGGACAGUCCUGAGCCACUCUUUCCUGCCAUGGACAUCAACAAUGAUCACAUGGUCCCACUGGAAGAGUUUAUUACGUUCAUCAAGCUUCAGGUCGCUGAAGGCAGAGGUCGUAUUCUUCCAGGAGCAGACGUUGAUGUUGUCAUAAAGGAGAUGUUCAAAAAUCAAGACCGCAAUACAGAUGGCAAAAUCACUGAAGAUGAACUGAACGUCGCAGAGGAGAAAGCAUCUAAACAUGAAGAACUAUAAGAAUAGCUCCACAUAGGUCACGGUGAAUGAGAUUUGAACUUUGUGAUGCAAACCCAUUAUAAAGUGAUUGUUAGUGUUUUUAGUACACAACAGGUCACAUUCAGCCAUGAAAUAAUUGCACUGUAAAAACAAUGUUUUUGUUGCAGUAUCAAUAACGGCUUGCCAGAGAUGUGGAUGUUACUUUCACAUUCUGCAUGUAUGACUAUGUAAACAGGUCAAGUCUAAUAUAACCUUUUCUAUUAAAUAUUAUCCAAUUAAACAA